AUGGCCACAGAGGCUAUUCGCGAGUCUGUGCCACAACUCAACGACUGUGCAUAUUUGGAGCCACUUCUUCCAACGCCUGUCAUCAAAGUCAAGGGGGAGCGCAAGAGAAGCGUGGCCUGGGACUAUUUUACGCGCCAGGGCAGCGGAGAGGCGAGCUGCAACGUGUGCCUGAGCACCGUGAAGAGCUGCGGGAACACCACCAACCUGGUCCAACAUCUGCGCGUCAAGCACAGCGCGGAGUACGAGCGUCUGAGAGCGCAGAGGGAAGAGCAGGAGCGCGCCGCGGCCGCCAGAGGGAGCCAGAGCGGGGAGGCGGCGGUGUGGAGGAGCACAGUGAAGGAGGAGGAGCAGGAGGCCGUCUAUGGAAACAUGGACAUUGGCUUUAACUCUUUCAGCAUCAGCCAAGUUUCCCCUCGAGCAGUGAGGAGGGUCCCCAGUGAGCGGAAGAGGAGCGUGGUGUGGAGGUACUUUACGCGUCAGCUCAGCGGAGAGGCGACCUGCGACGUGUGUCUGAAGACCGUGAGGAGCUGCGGGAACACGACCAACCUGGUGAAGCAUCUGCGCCUCAAACACAAGCCCGAGUACGAGAGCUACUCGCUGCAGCGCUCAGAGCAGCAGCAGGGGGGCGCUAUCCCCUAUGACCAAGCACUGAUGGGGGACGACUCCAAUUCUUCUGCUGUUUUCCAAAUCUCCAGCCCAGAUGUGUUGGAGGCUUCGGUCGCUCGGGGGCGGAAGAGGAAGAGCUCUGCCCCGGACGGAGUGAUCUUCUUGGACAGUGUGGGAGCCGAGUCCGCGGAGAGUCACUUCUCCUUCAGACUGAACAUGCAGACGCCGGCAGAGUCCGUUCUCCACAGCGGAUACUUCCACCCCACACUGCGGCGAUGGCAAACCUGCAACACCGACCUGAAGCCUGAUAACCUCGUCUACCCCAUAUUCAUCACAGACAACGAAGAUGGAAUUGAACCGAUCGGAAGUCUGCCAGGACAAGCCAGAUAUGGGGUGAACCGAGUGGAGGAGCUGCUGGGGCCGCUGGUGCAGAAAGGCCUGAAGUCUGUCCUAAUAUUUGGGGUCCCUGCUAAAGUGGAGAAGGACGAGCGUGGAUCCGGAGCAGACGCGGCGGACACUCCUGUGGUGCUCGCAGUGAGGAAGAUCAGAGCCAUGUUCCCUGAGCUGCUGGUGGCCUGUGACGUCUGCCUCUGUCCCUACACCUCACACGGGCACUGUGGGAUCCUGAAUGAAGACGGCGCUCUGAACAAUGACGCCAGCUGCCUGCGUCUGGCGGAGGUCGCUCUGGCCUACGCUCAAGCAGGCGCUCACAUCAUCGCUCCCUCGGACAUGAUGGACGGACGCGUCAGGGCCAUCAAACAGUUCUUCCUCGCCAACGACAUGGGAAACAAGGUCUCUGUUCUGAGCUACAGCGCCAAGUUCGCCUCCUGUUACUACGGACCCUUUAGAGACGCUGCUCAAUCGAAGCCUGCGUUUGGAGACAGACGCUGCUACCAGCUUCCCCCUGGAGCCCGCGGACUGGCACUCAGAGCUGUGGAGCGAGAUGUGAGAGAAGGAGCUGACAUGGUGAUGGUCAAACCCGGACUGCCGUAUCUGGACAUUGUCAGAGAGGUCAAAGACAAGUUCCCGUCUCACCCGCUCGCCGUUUACAACGUGUCGGGGGAGUUCUCCAUGAUGUGGCACGGAGCUCAGGCCGGCGCCUUCGAGCUGCGAGCCGCCGUGAUGGAGGCCAUGACGUCCUUCAGGAGAGCAGGAGCCGACAUCAUCAUCACCUACUUUGUGCCUCAGCUGCUCGACUGGCUCCAGCAGUGA
Messenger RNA from Knipowitschia caucasica, 1818 nucleotides. The record is from the annotation of a GenBank genome assembly. Lineage: Eukaryota; Metazoa; Chordata; Actinopteri; Gobiiformes; Gobiidae.